Molecule: messenger RNA, 7740 nt
Organism: Closterium sp. NIES-67
Lineage: Eukaryota; Viridiplantae; Streptophyta; Zygnematophyceae; Desmidiales; Closteriaceae
Source: the annotation of a GenBank genome assembly
CCAGGUGUACGCUGAGGAAUCUCAGCACCACAAUGAGCUCUCCAUCAGCAGCAUCACCCUCUCCUUCCAUCCCUCGUGCCCCUCCUCCUUCUCCUCUUCGCCAGUAGCAGCACCGGCAGCAGCAGCAGCUGCUAUGCUCAGUGCUCCAGCUGCCACCGCUGCAACCACUGUGAAGCAUUGCUGCUCAGGCCGCAGUGGCUACAGGGAUAAUGCGGAAUGGGCAGAGGUGGGCGCAGGCGAGCAUCACCUGUACAGGAACCACACUGAAUGGGCGCAGGUGGCUAAGGUCCUACCUCUUCAUCCACCUCCCUCUCCCUCCCUUCCCUCCUCCAUUUCCUCCCCCAGCAUCCCCUCUUCCUGCACUUGGUAUGCUGCGCAUAGUGCGCACACUACGCACGAAAAGGGUAAGUUGUCAGCCCCUGCUGUCAGUCCCUGCGCACGCCUCUAUCUGUGUCCUCGCUGCAGCCCUGUUAGGCUCUUACAGGUGUCUUCUUCAACCAGUGAGCAUGCACCAGCAGCAACAGCAGCUGUAGCAGCAGAAGCCAAGGCAGGUGGGAGGAAGGGCGAGGCUGCAGCAGCAGCCAUAGCCAGCGGCAGCACCGGCAGUCGGACCAGCAGUAGAGGCAACAACCACAGCAGCAGCAGAAGCAGAAGCAGCAGCAGCAUGCUGCCAGCUGUUCGGGUGGUAUCCUCCCAAGGGCGCGAGAAUGCCCUACUUGGACAUGGAUAUGAGCAAGCACAGGCACGUGCAAGCAAGCACUCGUGCAUGCACGUAGAUGUGAGCGUGCAGCCAUGCGUGGUCUGGGUGGAGCCACACUCCCUCUCCUUCAUCUCCACCAUGGCGACAGAGCUAGCCCGUCCGUCUGUCAGUGAGUUAGGUGAGAAGGGGCCUGGUGGAGCCGAGGAGGGAAAGCAGCAUUCUAAGUACUGGCAGCAGCAGCAGCGGGAACAGCAGCAGUCAAGAGAAGCACUCUCUGUUCCAGGGGAUGCCAGUGCUCCUUCUCCAGACCAACUCGGCGGUGUCUCUGUCAGUGUGCAUGCCAGCUGCCUUCGCCUCGUAGUCAACGCUGCCGCCCUGCUACAGCCGUCCCAGCUACAGCCGGGGAUGCAGCAGCCGUCUCAGCUGCAGGCAGGGAUGCAGCAUGCAAGUGGGCCACAACUGGGGCCGCUGCUGCCAGCAGCGGUGCAGCAGUCAGUUGUGUUUGGCAGAGGCCACUCGCUUGUUGCUGACUUCCAUUGCUUCAAGCUAUCGUCCUCACCACCACCACUACCAGCAGCGUCAUCAUCAUCAUCAGCAGCAGCAGCAACAGCAACAGCAGCAGCAGCAGCAGCAGCAGCAGAAGUAGAAGCAGCAGAAGCUGAACCAUAUGCUUCGAGUGCGUUCUCUCUGGUGACCUGUUCCCUGCAGCAUGUGUCAGUGCACUCUCUGCAUGUCAUUCCACUGCAAGAUUACUCAGGCAGUGGGAUUAGCAGCAGGAGUAAAGGCAGAGGCGGCUGGAGGGGGGAAAGGGAGUGUAUGGGAAGAGAUUGUUUAGAAAGACAGAGCGUGGUUCAGCUUCACUGUUUGCUUUCCGUAUCUGCCUCUGGCUCUGGCCCUGGCUCUGUCCCUGGCCCUGGCUCUGCCUCUCCCUCUGCCUUUGCGUCUGCUUCUUACCAGCAAUUUGGAAGGAGCACGAGUGGCAGUGCAGAGGACAGGGUAACUGGCCACAACAGGAGGGUCUCAGAGGCGUUGGGCCAGCUACUCCCAGAACCGCAACAGCAUCGCCACCACAACCACAAGCACGAGCAGCAGCAGCAGCAGCAGCAGCAGCAAUGCCGCCCCCAUAACCACCAUAAGCACCACCACCAGCAGCACCACCACCACCACCAUAAUCACGGGCAGCAGCAGCAGCAGCAGCAGCAGGAGCACGAUCCUGGUGCAGCAGUCACCCUGAUCGUCAACCAGAGAAGCAACAACCUUUAUGGGGCAGCCAGGCUCAAAGCAGCUCACAAGCUUUGGCAGCAUGUGGGAAGAAGACAAGCAGGACCGGGCGGCAAUGGGCGGGGUAUGACAGUGGGCGGCAACGGAGAGUUUGUGACUGCAGCUGCUGUGAGUGAUAGAGAGAGGGAGGAGGAAGAGGAGCACGAGAGAGCGGUAGUGGGAGAGGUGAGAGAGACUGCAGGUGCUGAUGUGGCGGUCAGGGUGGGUGAUGUGGCUGUGGCGAUAGACCCUGCUGACGUGGAGCUGAUCCACGACAUGCUGACGAGGAUUGGGAGCGCUUUGAAAGGGCGCUCAAGUGAAGUGGAGGACAGUGUUAAUAUGGCACUAGGAGGAGCCCCCUCUCGGAGCAUUCCAACAGAUCCAGGCAGUGAUCCUGGAUGUGAGAACGCGUUGGCCCAGUCAAAGAACGCUAGCUUUCUGGAUCCUGGGCAAGAGGCGACAAGGGGGGGGGAGUCAAGAGCGCAGGCACCCAUGUUCGUGGACUUGCAAGUAGGUCUCUUCCAAGCCGAGCUCCUGUUUCGGCCUCGAUCCGCAAGAGAUGCGAUGGCUGUGGCUGCGAAUGACAUGCUCCAGCAGCAGCUGCAAUGCAGAGAUGUACAUACUCUCCAUUCUUCCUCUUCAUUUUCUUCUUCUCCUCGCACUGCCACUCUUCCUGCUGCUCCUGCUGCUUCUCCUGGUGCCACCCCUCCCCUCUCCCCCUACUCCAAGCCUGCUUGGGGCCAAGGCUGGGACUCCCUCCGCCUGUGCCUCCAGCGAAUCACAGUCUGCCACGUCAGCAGCUUGGCUGGUAACCCUGGAGCAAUGUUCCUGAUGCUGCGGCACGGGGAAGCGACGGUUUGGGCGGCGCACCGCGAUUGGUGGGGGUAUGGGGAGGCGCAGCAGAGCAGUGGAGAAAUCAACCUCGUACAGGGUCCCUUGUCCCAUGCUCCUCCACAUUCCGUUGUGAAUGAUCUUCCCGAUAGCACGGACCGCGCUAGAAUCAGGCGACCGCAGGAGUGGCCGGUGCUGUCAACGUGGCAGGACGCCAUUGGGCGAGGCAGCGGGUCUCCCGGAGGGAACCCUCUAGAGAGGGGCGAGACGGGGGUGUGCCUACUGCUGGUGCAGUGGCCGGGAAGGUGCCAAGAAGCUUCAGGAGAGGCUGGGAUUCUGAUAGGGGUGGAGAAUGCAAGGGGAAUGGAGAGAGAGGGGGGAAAAGGGAGUGAGGGUUUGGGAGAGAGUGAGGGGUUGGUGUAUGCUAGUGUGAGGGGGCUGACAGCAGAGGCGCCAGGAGGCAGGUGGGACUUCCUGCUACCUCUCUCCUCCCUGCUCCCGCCACAAGGAACCACAGCUGCUGGUGGUCUUGGGGAGGGUUGUUACAGAGUGCGUUCUCAGGCACCUCAGAAUCCGAGCAACCAUACACAGCAGCAGCAGAAGCAGCACCGGCGCCACCAGCGGCACCGGCGGCAGCAGCAGCAUGCGUCCCAGCAGUCAACAGUGCGUACACAGACAGAAGGCCGGGAGCGGCCUCGCAGCUACCGUUCACUGUAUUCCCCGCGGGGCUCUCACCAGCAGGCAGCCGACAGGCCGGCAGCUGACAGCCAGACAGCUAGCAGCAGAACUUUCCGUGUACAUACACAGGAGGACGCACCUGAUGCAGCAGCAACAGCAGCACCUGAAGCAGCAGCAGCAGCAGCGGUGGUACAGAUUCGGCCAGCAGAGAUGCGAGUGGUGGUAGACCUGGUGGAUACUGGCUUUUGGUACGAGCCUAGGGGUGAGGCUUGGCCCGAACCUAGGAGCGAUGCUUGGGCCCUGCCAGAGAAGCAAGUAACUCCGCGUCCUGCUGCUGCUGCUGCGUGCUUGUUUGUUGGAAUCGCAGCCGUACACCUAGUUGCCGAAGCUAAUCCCACAGCAGCAGCAUCAGCACCAGCACCAGCAGCAGCACCAGCAGCAGCACCAGCAGCAGCAGCAGCAGCAGCAGCAGCAGCACUUCCCAUGGAGAAACCUGGGCCCACUCUCAAAUCGCCAUCACAAUCAGCGGAAUCACCACGAUCACCACAAUCACCUCAAUUGUCGCCCACCCCUCGUCGAGCAAACCCCCCUCGAGCAGCCUCCGCCGCUUGCCCUCCGCCUCAGCCUCUCGAUCACCCUCCGUCGCCCAACGCACCUGCAGCAGCCUUCGCCCCUUGCCCUCCACCGCGCACCCGUCCUCUCUUCCAGGCUGGCCUGUGCUUGAGAGAUCUGGGUGUGAGCGUGGUGCCUGUUGGCCGCUGCUGCCUGCCGUUCCCUGGGGUAGGAUCUGCUGGGAGCUCACCUCUGGAUGGUCGGAGUCUCAAACAGCACCACGUGCACAAGGCACUCUGGCAACAGGCCUAUCGCAGCAACCUCUUCGCUCAGGUCGCCACAGCCACAACUGUGCAAGUCGAGCUCGUUGCAACAAUUGCUGCUGCUGCUGCUGCUGCUACAGCCCCGGGUCUUGCUGCAGCUGCUACAGCUGUCGCAGGGAGGGGCUCUGCUUCUUCCUCAGCUCGAUCCACAGCACCGCCGGGCCUGGAGGUCAUCUGCUGCAACGCCCAAUCGCAGGUGGACACGUGUCAGGACAGCAUGCACGUGCUGGGGCGGCUGGGCCAGCAGUUGCAGCUGGUGUUCCCCCCUGAUGCCCCCACUGUCCCGCCGGGGGGGGUCACGAGUAGGGUGUAUGGGGAAAGUGGGGUGAAAGCAGGGGAGGGGGGGCAGAGGGCAGGGCAGGGUGGGCAGAGAGGGGAGCAGCUGCAGCUGGUUGUUCCCCCCCAUGCCCCUGCUGUCCCGCCCGGGGGGGUCGCAAGUAGGGUGUAUGACACACAGCCUUGUGGAAGCACGGCCAGUCCUGCUGCUAGCUUGGAAGAACCUGCUGCUCAGAGCAGUGGGGCUCAAGUGAAGGUUCCUGAACCCAAGGCUGGCUGCACUGCUACGCCUCUGGAGACCGGCUCUGGUACCCUUGCUGUGGGCAGAGGCAGCGGCAGCGGCAGCGGCAGUGGCAGCGGCAGGGGCAGGGGCAGUGGCAGUGGCAGUGGCAGGGACAUCGGCCGUGGUAGUGGCAGCCUCAGCAGCAGCAGCAGCUGCACAAGUACCAACGGGCAACAGCUUGGGACGGGCAAUAGAGGCAGCCGACAUGGUGAGGGGAACACUGCUCCUGCUGCUGCUGCUGCUGCUGCUCCUUCUGCUGCUUCUUCUACUGCUGCUUCUGCUACUGCUGCUUCUGCCGCUGGUGCUGCUUUGGAGGUGGGAGAUGCUCUUGGCAAUGUUGGGUGGACUGGUGGUGCUGAUUCGCGUGACAGCAAUGGGUGGGAUGGUGCUGGGUGGAGGCUUCUGGAAGAGGAAGCAGGGGGGUGGGUGGAAGUGAUAGUAGAGGGAGGAGAGGGUGAUUGUGACGAUGGCGGUGGAUGGACGGACGUGGAGGGGAUUCCGGGGAAUCACACAGAACAUGUUCGACAUAGUCACAUUCAGGUUUCAAGCUCUCAUAAUACCCACUCCUAUAGUCACAGUGACAGGCAUGCUAUUAGUCAAAGUAACGACAUCGGCCAAUCACAGUCGCACCCGCAACCUCGUUACGGUCACAACCAAGGGCACCGAGCAAGUCCCGAGAGCAGUACUACUGAGCCGGAAUUCAGCACCAAGGGCAGCACCCACCAAUCGCAUCACGCCAAGUGGUUCGAUGACACGUCAGUGCAUUUGGUUGCAGACCACGUCCCUCUCGUUCCUCUGGUUGCAUCCCCAUCGUAUUUUGAGUCGACUCAAAAUACAUCUCUCACUCCCUCCUCCUCUAACACUCCCUCCUCUCACUCAUUCCUCUCUCCCCCUAGUAGCACCCUCCAGUAUCGCAAGCACUGUACCAGCCUCGGUGGCAAUGGCAGCAACGCCAACAAAACUGAAUUACCUCAUGACCAAGGUUCCUCGUUCCACCGCGGUGCUUCUAACUCCCCUUCUUCUCCCUUCACCUCUCGCCCCUCGCAUAAGCCCUCCUCCUUGCCGGCCUGCUACCCGCCCUCUGCCUUCCGGCUUCUUCUCAGAAACUGCUCGCUCGUCUGCAGGCUGAGCUCCGGCCGGCAUUUUUUGUCUCCUGGUAGCAGUGGUUUUUGUGCUGGUCUUUGUGCGGCCGAUGGUGCCUCGGCUGCGGCUUCUCCUUCUUUUGCUGCUGCUGCUGAGUCAGCAUCGGUUGCUGCUGAUGAGUCAGCAGCGAAACUUCGAAUGGAAGGUCCGUGUGUGGAGGUUAUUCUGAGAGGAGUGGACGUCCAAAUGGAUAGCUUCCACUCAGGCAGGUGUCAACCAGGCAACCCGCAAGCUGUCAAGGCAGCAGCAGCAACAGCCAGCAGUGAUGGUUCCCCCUCCCGUGACUCUACCCACUGUGACAGUACUAAGAGUGUCUACAGCUCCCGCCUGGCGGUGACUGUAAGGGAGAUAGGAGUGUGGGACAGGGGGUUGCAGCAGCAGGGGAGCAGGACAUGGGAAAGAGUGGGUGGGGCGUAUGGCCGGGAGGCGGCGGAUGUUCGAUCCAAGGCUCUGCGAUUGUUGCUGGAUGCUGUCAGACCGAAUGCAACGGUUGAGAUUGACGAAUUCAGGCUGUCGCUCGCCCUGCUGCCCAUCCGCCUCCGAAUCGAUCAGAACCACAUCGAGUUCCUCUCCCGCUUCUUCGCCUCUUCAGCUUCUUCACCUCCCUCCGCUCCUGCUGCUGACUCCAUCCCCGCUCGACCCACUGCUGCUCCGGUCGGUGCUGCUGCCACUGGUUCUGCUGUCAGUGCUCGUGAAACAGCAGGAGCAGGAGUGGCAGCAGCGGUGGCUGAUGCUGAGCUGGUGCGCGACGCCUUGCUGCCAUUCUUCCAGGUCUGUGAAAUUCGAGCCUUUUCAAUCCUCAUCGACUAUGUGCCUCGGCGGCUGGACCUCUCGGCUCUCUCUGCUGGCAACUAUGCUCACCUGCUCAACCUCAUUUCCUGGAAGGGCGUUGAAAUCGACUUUACCAAGGCGCGAGUGGUGGGAGUGCAGGGAUGGGACGGGCUGGGGGGAGCCCUCAUCGGCCAAUGGCUGGAGGACAUCUGUCGCAACCAGCUGCACCGCGUGGUGAAGGCAGCCGGGCCUGUCAGUCCCCUGUGGGCCCUGGGCGCUGCUUCCCUGCAGCUGGUGCUGCUGCCGGUGCAGGAGUAUCGACAGAACAGGAAGCUCAUGAGAGGAUUGAAGAAAGGUGCUAUUCACUUCCUCCAGUCGCUCUCUCACGAGCUGCUGGGCGUGGGAGUGACUGUGGCAGCCGGCACUCACCACCUGCUGCAAGCUGCAGAACUCGCCCUGGCUGCUACAGCUGCUUCUGGUGCUACAGCUGCUACAGCUGCAACUGCUGGUACAUCUGCUGCUGCUGCUCCUCAUUCUUCUCCCGCCAGCCUCCUGUCGACCGCCCACCGUGCUACAUCCUCCUCUUCACCAUCCUCCUCUUCUUACUCUUCCUCGUCCUCUUCCACCUCCGCAGUCUCCUCUGCCCGCUCUUCCUCCUCCUCUCCUCCUCUUCCUCCUCCUCCGCCCGUCUUCGCAAUCCCAGCAAGGCUCCGUGUGACUGGCGGGAGUUGGGGGAACACGGAAGCUUCGAGGAAGGUUCGUCCUGGGUCACUGUUCAUGCCAACCACGGUACGGACGUUGGUGGUGGCAACAGUGGAAACAGCAGCAGCAGCAGCAGCAGCAGCAGCAACGUCAGAAUCCAUAACUGCAGCAGAAGCAGCAGCUGCAACAGCAGCAGGAGAAGUAGCAGCAGCAUUAACAAU